GAGAGAGACAACACAGAAUACUUCUGUGGAGGGUGACAGGAGCCCAGAAGUGUAUAUAGAAGAGAUGAGUACAAAAUACAGAAUUCCAGCCUAUUAAAAUAGAAAAUGGGAAAAAAAAUUUUAUUGUAGAGAGAGGAUAUAGGGAGAGAGAGUGGGAGAGAGAGGAGAGAGCACUUUAUUGCCUUUUUUAUGAUGCACGCAUCCAUGGCAGAACACAGGGGUACCGAGUACUGCUACGAUGCAAGGGUAGAAGAGAAGCCCAAUAAACAUUAACCUCAACCAUACAAACAACAACAACAAGGUCCUGAAACAGAGAGGAAAAAGAAAUUGAGAGAGAGAGAGAGAGAGGGGGGGAGAUGGAGCUGCAAUGGAGUUGGAGAGAGGGGGAGUAGAUGUCAUGGAGCUCAAGAAAAAGAGGAAGAACAAGGUUAAGAACAGUCUGCAUAGCUGUUUUGUUGAAAUGGGUCCCUUCUUUCUUUGAGUGUAAGAAGAGAGAUUCAUGGCAUGCAAAUUGCGAUGGUGGGUUUAAAAUCUCAGAUAAAAGAACAAGAAACUACCUUUCUUUUCUAAAUCCGAGCAACUCACUUGAGCUAACCCAUUUCGUCACUCGCACAAAUCUUGGCCUUUUAUUUUUAAUAUUUUCAAAAAAGAAAGCGCUGCUUGGCUUCUCGGUUUCUCUGUAUACAUGAGUGGGAUGCCCUUUCAUUUGCAGGGGAAGGGGGGCUUAGAUAUUGAUAUUGCUGCUUUUGCUUCGAUUUGUUCUAAGAAAAAUACAAGGAAAGAGAAACUACAACAGCACGAAGUUAAUAGCUUCGCAAGCCCAGAGCCCACCUCAGUUCUUCAUAUGAGAAGAAGUCCCAGCCCACCUACAUCGGCUUCAACUCUCUCAUCCUCCUUUAACGGCGGCGGCGGCGGCGGGGGAAACUCCACUGACAAUACCACCACCACCACCACCCCUUCAACCACCACGGCCACAGAAAAAGGGGUGAAACCUGUGAGCAACGAAAGAAAGGAUGAAUGGGCUACGGAGUUGCAGCCAAUCCCGAGCGGACUAGAGAUUGUCUCCACAGGAGAGAGAUGUGGGCUUGGUUUGGAAGACUGGGAGAACAUGCUAUCGGAAACGAACCAGGAACAGUCCUUAUCGAGGUGGAUCGCGGGGGAUGUGGAUGAAUCUUUUGGGCUAAGGCAGCUAUUGCAGGGUGGAAACAAUCCGCCGGAUUUUGAUGGCAAUGGCGUUGGUGGCUUGGGGAUUGUUGAUCAGGGUCCUGGGUUUGAGGGCAUUUGUGGAAUUGCUGGUGGGUUUCCAAGCAUUGGUACUAAUUUGUCUCCUUUUCCUGCUUCUGGGUUCCCUUCAACUAAUAAUAACAGUAAUGGGAAUGGAAAGGUUGGUUCUGGUUUAGUUACUUCUCCCUCUUCUUCUGCUGGGUUGGUUAAUUAUCGAGGUGUUGGAUUGGGAAGCAACAACAACAGUAACUGUAGUAUACAAAACCCAGUUUUUGGUUCUCCAGCUAGCAGUGUUCCUCUUCCGGCUACUUUGCCUACUGGAAUGCUUUAUCAUCAUAAUCUGCAACACCAAAUUGGCGCUCAGGAGGAGAAGCCACUGGUACUUAAUCCACAGAUGUUAAUGAACCAGCAAUAUCCUCACAAUCCACACUGUCAAAAUCCAAACUUUUUCUUGCCAUUGUCUUUUCCCCAGCAAGAAAAUCACCUCCUUCAGCCCCAACAAAAGCGCCACAACUCCGGGGGCAUAGACCCAAUAUCUCAGAUGAUUCCCAAGCUUCAAUUCAACGAUCCCGGGCACGAGAUAUUACUACGAAAACAGCAGCAGCAACACCAACAGCAUCCGGGAUUUCCACAAGGGAUGCAGUUUCUUCAUCCACAUCUUCAACAGAAGCCAUUGGUGGUGAAGAAAGAAGAAGUAGCAGCCCAACACCAGCAACAACAGCACCAAAAUGCGUUGCUGGACCAGCUCUACAAGACAGCUGAGCUGGUAGGGACUGGGAAUUUCUCACACGCGCAAGGGAUAUUGGCGCGGCUCAAUCAACAGCUAUCCCCAAUAGGAAAGCCUCUCCACAGGGCAGCUUUCUACUUCAAGGAGGCUCUGCAACUGCUCCUUCUCAUGAAUAACAACCCAGUCACCGCUCUGCCGUCUAGGAGCCCCUCUCCAUUCGAUGUCAUCUAUAAAAUGGGUGCUUACAAAGUCUUCUCUGAAGUAUCUCCGCUCAUCCAGUUUGUUAACUUCACUUGCAACCAGGCCCUCCUCGAAGCCCUUAGUGAUGCUGAUAGAAUCCAUAUAAUUGACUUCGAUAUUGGUUUUGGUGCUCAAUGGGCUUCUUUUAUGCAGGAACUUCCACGGAAUAGAGGUGCUCCAUCAUUGAAAAUCACUGCCUUUGCCUCUCCUUCAACUCACCAUCCCGUUGAGGUUCUCCUUAUGCGUGAAAACUUAACUCAAUUUGCUAAUGAGGUUGGUAUAAGUUUUGAACUUGAUGUGGUUAACUUUGAUUCCUUGGAGCAAAACUGUUAUUCUCUUUCCAUUUUUCGACCAAGUGAAAAUGAGGCUGUUGCGGUGAAUUUUCCUAUUUGGUCCUCCUCGAACCAACCAUCUGCAUUACCCUCUCUGUUGCGCUUUAUAAAGCAGCUUUCCCCAAAGAUUGUUGUGUCUUUGGAUAGAGGAUGUGAUAGAACUGACCUUCCAUUCCCACAACACAUCCUCCAUGCUCUUCAAUCCUAUAUACACCUAUUGGAAUCGCUGGAUGCUGUUAAUGUGGCUUCUGAUGUUGUGAACAAGAUUGAGAAAUUUCUACUCCAGCCAAGGAUUGAGAGUACUGUGUUGGGACGUCUUCGUGCACCAGAGAAAAUGCCCAAUUGGAAGACAAUCUUUGCUUCUGCUGGGUUUUCACCUGUACCUUUCAGCAACUUUACUGAAACUCAAGCAGAGUGUGUGGUCAAGAGGACUCCAGUGAGGGGGUUUCAUGUGGAGAAGCGCCAAGCCUUGCUUGUGCUAUGUUGGCAGCGCAGAGAGCUGAUCUCAGCUUCCGCUUGGAGGUGCUGAGGAGUGGCAAUUUGACUGGCAGGGGAGGUUGGUUUUCAUCAACUCACAGUUUAUCUGAGGUUUCAACUUAAUCUAAUGUGGUAUUAUGUCAAUAAAAUUUUGAAUAUUGUUGGUGAUGCCUCCUUUGUGACUUAAUAUGAAUUGUCUAGCUUGUGAAUCUCCUUUGCUUGUUGUCUAUUUAGUCAAAGUAGAACAAAACAUCUAACUGGAAAAUCUACUAGGGAAUUAUUUGUUUUGAAAAUGGAUAUUACUAGUAUGGUAUUUUGAUGUUGUUUAUGA
Hevea brasiliensis (rubber tree) is the source of this 3331-nucleotide messenger RNA. RefSeq names its product scarecrow-like protein 27. The coding region runs from base 686 to 3052 and encodes 788 amino acids. Gene Ontology annotation, cellular component: nucleus. Lineage: Eukaryota; Viridiplantae; Streptophyta; Magnoliopsida; Malpighiales; Euphorbiaceae. The record is from RefSeq and is a predicted model, not a curated record. The transcript has a single exon. Gene Ontology annotation, molecular function: sequence-specific DNA binding; DNA-binding transcription factor activity. Gene Ontology annotation, biological process: regulation of DNA-templated transcription.